AUGCGCGUUCGUGCUCGUUCGUUCACGCUCACGCACUUUUAUCCGCCAAACUUAUAUUGUAAAGCAGGCACAGAGACCAUCUCUGUGCUUCCUUACAUCUUCAGCCCAACUUUCAUCUAUAUGUCCUCCACAGAAGUUGCCCAACAGGUUGUGUCAAUAAAAGGUCAGUUCUUCAAGGAGUACAAUAUAGUUAUCAUUACCCUGGUUUGGAAACCCAACAUCUUUGCUGCAAACAGAGAUGAGUGGAGAAAGCACAGAUAUAUCAUCACUCCUGCACUCAUCAACACGAUAGGUAUACCUUGGUCUGAGAGCAGACUGCCAGGGUUUUUGACAAGAUGGAACAUGGUGAGGGUUAGAAAGGCAGGCUCAUCAUGA
Phanerochaete carnosa HHB-10118-sp is the source of this 375-nucleotide messenger RNA. RefSeq lists its product as uncharacterized. Gene Ontology annotation, molecular function: iron ion binding; monooxygenase activity; oxidoreductase activity, acting on paired donors, with incorporation or reduction of molecular oxygen. The coding region runs from base 1 to 375 and encodes 124 amino acids. The transcript is spliced from 4 exons. The record is from RefSeq and is a predicted model, not a curated record. Lineage: Eukaryota; Fungi; Basidiomycota; Agaricomycetes; Polyporales; Phanerochaetaceae.